Tachysurus vachellii is the source of this 907-nucleotide messenger RNA. It is a transcript of the gene odam, whose product is annotated as odontogenic, ameloblast associated. NCBI's taxonomy places the organism in Eukaryota, Metazoa, Chordata, Actinopteri, Siluriformes, Bagridae. Bases 118 to 789 code for a protein of 223 amino acids. The record is from RefSeq and is a predicted model, not a curated record. The transcript has 9 exons.
UGCUACUCUGAGGUCUUUUACUUUAAUGUAGUAAAAAUUCAGGAGCUUAUUUAGAUUUUUGACUCGGACAUUCGCUCUCACACUUCUUGGUGAUUUGUUGUUUCACAGUCAGACACCAUGAAGCUCCAGACCUUCAUCCUGUUAGCGGUUCUUCUCAGCUUUUGCUCCUCAGCUCCGAUUCUCCGCCAGCAGUUGGGAAUAAUUGCCAGUAACAGUAAUGAGAUUGUGCGUCUGCCAGGACUCACACUCACUGGUAUGGGUUUGGGACAAACACAGGUUCAGGGUUCUCCAUUUCUCACUCCGUUCCUGAUCCAGUCACAGCCUGAACUCCUGCUGCCUCCUCAGGUGUUGAAUCUUGGUCCUCAGCUUCCUGGACCCUUUCUGCCCCCACAGCAGAGCCUGCCCCCAUUCCUCAUUCCCUCUCUUCAGCAAGAGCAGCCUACAGGACCCAUCAACCCCAACAACCCCCUUCCUCCCCCCAACAGCCAGGACCCCAUCCAGGUUCCUCAAUACUUCCCGUUCCCUCAGGUACCAAGAGGACAGGGUUUUCCUUAUUAUAUGAGUUACGGUUUCCCACAAAGAAACCCGCUGUUCAACCACUUGCCCAAUCAGAACACAGCAAACCAGAAUGUAGCCAAUCAGAACCCAGUGAGACCCACUAAAGCCCCAGCGCAGAAUAACGGGAAGGUGUUGGAGCUGUUGCGCAUUACUCCGUCCGCUGAUAACCGUGGUGACCGUCCUGGGCGUGGUGUCGAUGGGGAUCCUGCGUUCCCGUUCUUCCGGCCGUAAACGUGAUGAGAAACGUACAGAUGAAACAUUACGCUUGUGUGUGACGGCCCAGAAGCCGGCGACGUUUUCCUCUGUGUAACUGUUAUAACAGCUUAUAACAUCACCUGUGUUCAAUGAC